Molecule: messenger RNA, 646 nt
Organism: Arachis ipaensis
Lineage: Eukaryota; Viridiplantae; Streptophyta; Magnoliopsida; Fabales; Fabaceae
Cellular component (GO): cytochrome b6f complex
Source: RefSeq, a predicted model, not a curated record
AUGGAUAGACGGUAGAGUUUGCAUUAAAGGGUGGGGAGGAUUUUGCAGAAGGAACAAUGUAAAUGCAAGUGCUGAUACUUUCAUAUGUGAACUGAAGAUGAAUAUCAAUGAUGGCUGCAGCAUCAGCAAUAAUGUCUACUUCUACAAUGAUGGGAAAUGCUACUGUUUGCACCACAAGGAGGAGGAAGAGAAGUGUUCACUACGUUGCAGGGUUGAAUUCUUUUGGAGGAUUGAAGGUGCAGAACAAUGUCACCUCAUUAGGCCAUUCAUUGUGCACUGAACAAUCCUUUGCAAAGGUUGUGAGCUCAUUGAAGGGAAAAUCCAAAGGUGGUGGUGGUGGAGGAGGAGGAGCUGCAUCUUCAACAUGCAAUGCUGCAGGUGAGAUUUUCCAGAUUGCAGCCAUCAUGAAUGGACUUGUUCUUGUUGGUGUUGCUGUUGGAUUCGUUCUUCUUCGAAUCGAAGCAUCUCUGGAAGUGGCUGCUGAGUGAGAAUAAGCUCAUGAAACAGUUUCAAUUUGAUUCAUAUAUUUAUUAUCUUCAAAGAGAUUGAAUCUUUCUUUCUGCUAGUCUUGAUGUGAAGUAGAACAUUAAAAAGAAAAAUCCGGUAUCUGAAUCCUAUUAUAUGAAUUUUAAUUGGUACAAAACAA